AUGAUUGAGAUUAUUCGUCAGCAUCAUUUACAAUUAGCUGUGUCAUCUCAGCUUACAGAUCCUGAUGUUAACUUAAUCGAAGAAAUAUGGAAAGAUUUAAAUUAUUUAAAAUCUCAUUUAGAUAAAAUAAAUAAAUCUACUCCAUUUUUAGUACCAGUCAUUGGGACAUCAAAGCUUACUCCAAUUCAAAAUGCAAUGUCACCAACAAUAUUCCGAAUAGAUAUGCGAAAAUUUAUACAUCCAACAACAGCACUGAUCAUUGAUGUUCCUUAUAAUAAUGCCCAUCAAUAUCGAUUAUUAGAAAUUCUUCAAUGGGAGCAUUGUCUACUUGAAAUGAAUUGUCAAAAAGCAUCAAUUCUUCUUCGUUUAAACUACUCUAUCAAAGAAUUACCACUUCUGCCAGUAUCAACAAUGUUUAACGAUGAAAAAUGUGCUCAAUUAGGAGAGUUGAUUCUUUCAUAUCAAAGAGACGACACAAAACAUUGUCUUCAUCAGUUUCCCAUUGUUGAUAAUUCAAAAGGCGAACAACAAAUAAGUCCAGUUUCAGUCACAUUUGAUGAAACGAUUGUACUUAAUUUACCAACAUUACCACGCAUCACUAUUCCGCUUUAUUGUCGUGUAUUCGCAAAAAGUCUUGGUAUCUGCGUUGAAUAUGAUCUUCGUACGUGCACCAACAUUCUACAAUUACUCAGUGAUGAAAAAAAUACAAAUACUGAUUUGUAUGUUAAAUGGUUAGGCCAUUUACAUUUAUAUGUUCUGCAACAACACAUUGAUUUGAACACAACAAGCUUGCUUUCAUCAUGUCGGUUGUAUUUUCCUGAACAAAGUAACUUUUAUUCAUUAAAUGAAGUUUUAAUUAUAUCGAACAGUGAAGAAUAUUCUAAUUGCUAUUUCAAUCAUUUCUAA
Messenger RNA from Rotaria sp. Silwood2, 906 nucleotides. Lineage: Eukaryota; Metazoa; Rotifera; Eurotatoria; Philodinida; Philodinidae. The record is from the annotation of a GenBank genome assembly.